AUGGCGACCAUGAUCAUGGACCCCAGUUCAAGAUACAAGUUGUGUUCGGGUCAGUCCAUUUCAAAACAGCAAGAGUCUCUAGUUCCCACAUUAGUGGAGAGUCGGCAGCAGAGUGUGAUGGUUAACAGAAGAGAGUUGCUGCUGGGUUUGAGUAUGGUUCCGGCUAUUGCAAUGGAGCCUCUGCUGCCUACUGAAGCGAGGGAGGUCGUUGUGGGCUCCUAUCUCCCGCCCUCUACUUCCGACCCUUCAUUUGUUGUCUUCAAAGCCUCUGCUAAAGACACUCCCGCUCUUCGCGCAGGAAACGUGCAGCCUUACCAGUUCAUCCUGCCUCCAACAUGGAAACAGACACGUGUAGCCAACAUAUUAUCUGGUAACUACUGCCAGCCAAAAUGUGCAGAGCCAUGGGUGGAGGUGAAAUUUGAAGAUGAAAAACAAGGAAAGCUUCAGGUUGUGGCUUCACGUUUAAUACGCCUGACCAACAAACCUAAUGCAUCCAUUGAAGAUAUUGGCAACCCUGAGAAGCUAAUCGCUUCACUUGGACCUUUUGUAACUGGGAACACCUAUGAUCCAGAUGAGCUCCUUGAGACCAAAGUUGAAAAACGAGGCGAUCUUACUUACUACAACUAUGUGCUGGAGACCCCAUUUGCUCUGACAGGUUCCCACAAUAUUGCAAAGGCCACAGCUAAGGGAAACACUGUUGUCUUGUUUGUGGUCAGCGCAACUGACAAACAGUGGCAAGCAUCUCAAAAAAUUCUAAAAGCCAUGCUUGACUCCUUUCAGGUGUAGUUUGUUCGUUUGCAUUGCAAAUUGAAAGCUGAAGUUUGAUACUCUGAAAAUUACAUCUCGUGA
This is a messenger RNA of Argentina anserina (silverweed cinquefoil), 849 nucleotides long. Its product is annotated as psbP domain-containing protein 6, chloroplastic. Lineage: Eukaryota; Viridiplantae; Streptophyta; Magnoliopsida; Rosales; Rosaceae. The record is from RefSeq and is a predicted model, not a curated record. The transcript is spliced from 3 exons. Bases 1 to 786 code for a protein of 261 amino acids.